Messenger RNA from Pieris macdunnoughi, 2343 nucleotides. Lineage: Eukaryota; Metazoa; Arthropoda; Insecta; Lepidoptera; Pieridae. The record is from the annotation of a GenBank genome assembly.
AUGAGCGCACGUACCUAUAUAUCACCGGAUUGUGCAAAACAAUGGGAAGUUUUAUUGCUUCUGCUGUCUUCAGAAGAGAAAAACAUCGACAGAACAACCGAAAAUGAAAUCGAUACUAUGAACUAUUUUUAUAACAAUGAAGGUGUUAAAAAAAUAAUGUUGCAAUGGUUACAUGAAAUGAAUUUAUCAUAUGCGAGGAAGACAUCUGAAAGUGAUACUGCACUAAAAUGUAACCAAGUUUCUUUUUUAUGGAGACAACAAGGAAAUGACAAGUAUCAUGCUAACCUAAUAGAUGAUAGCUACCAAUGCUAUUCCAAAAGUGUGAUAUAUGCUAAUCAGAAUGAUACUGAAUAUGCCUUAGCUCUUGCAAACAGAUCUGCUGCUUUGCUUAGACUAAAACGAUUCAAGGAAUGUAUUGCCGAUAUAGAUCUCUCCAUUGCUAGUGGUUACAAGAGGGAGAUGUUACAUAAGUUGCUCUUACGAAAGGCUGAUUGUUACAUCGAGUUAAACCAGACUAAGAAUGCCCAGGCAUCUAUUAUACAUGCCUCAGAACAUGCAAUUUCUCUUAAACUGUCAGCUAUUCAAAUGGCUGAGUUUGAGCGUCAUGUACGACUUUUGGAAAGAAAAAUAAAUACUGGAGAAGUUACACAUUCACCUGAUGAAUAUAAUGUGGUACUACCUGAAUGUCGUAAUGGUGUCAAUCCACAAUUCAAUGCAGCGUCAAUGUCAAUAGAACUAAAGAACAACGACACAGUAGGACGUCAUGUGAUCGUGAAGGAGGCUUUAAAGCGUGGUGACGUUUUAUUCUCAGAAGAACCUUACGCAUGGGUCACGCUGCCUUCUGAAGAUCCAGUAUGUGACAUGUGUUGCCAACCAGAUAUUAAUCCAUUACCAUGCAGUAGUUGUUCACGCAGCGUUUACUGUAGUGAAGCUUGUAGGAGUACAGCAUUCACCAUGUUUCAUAAGUGGGAGUGUGUCGGAGCUCAAAGUGACCUCUUCCCCACUAUCGGCAUCGCUCACUUGGCUUUACGGGUGCUGUUGAUAAGUCAGUACCACGGUCUACCAACACCGAUAAGUUUGGCAAAGCCCACAGCGUAUGAACUUUUCAAGAGCUACAGUCAAGUUGACAAAAUUGACAUAUACAGGGCUGAAACGCCAGACUUCUACAGGAUGUUCAAUUUGGUUACAAACUUUGAUAAGAUGAACAAUAGCGAUUAUGUACAGUAUGCUGUGACCGCAACAAUGUUGAUAUUAUACUUGGAGAGGUAUACGUCAUUCUUUGAGACGUUUGAAUCGGGUCCAUUGAGUGAUAGGGAGAGGAAAAUGUUCGCGGCCGCUUUUAUGUUACGAUGUAUGGGCCAACUUGUAUGCAAUGGACACGCGGCGUUAAGCCUUUCUACUUACGAUGACGGAACUGGACGUACAGUUACAGAGAGAGAGGUGCGCCGUGCAACUGCCAUAUAUCCCUCGGCUGCAAUGAUGAACCAUUCUUGCGACCCCAAUAUUGUUAAUACUUUCUACAAGAAUCGAUUAAUAAUACGUUGUGCGCGCGAAUUAUCGGCCGGAGCGGAAGUGUUUAACUGCUAUGGGCCGCAUCGCGCACGUGAACCAACGGCCCAAAGACGCGCCCACUUACGGGCGCAGUACAUGUUUCAAUGUAUGUGCAGCGCCUGCGCGGAUGGCGAUCAACAACAGUUUGCUAUGUUAUUCAAUGCAUAUGCAUGCCAAUCAUGCAAAGGGCCAGUGUUGUGGCAAGGCAAGAAAGCGCAUUGUCAACAUUGUAAUGCGGAAUUCUUUCCGGAAAGGGCGCUAGCAAUACUGGACAGGGCUGAAGAACUGGCUAUUCAAGCAAUUCAAGCGAAAACACCGCAAGAGGGGUGUGAACUAAUGCAAGCUUCGUAUCGCUUAAAGCAACAAGUAUGGUACAGACAUCAUGCCUCAUUACGCGCCGCAGCUGAUAGAUUGGCUAAAUCCUAUGCAGAUGCUGGGGAAUUUAGCAAGAGCGUGGAACUGAUAAAGCAAAACAUACAAAGCCUCGAAUAUCAGUAUGGUUCAUUCAGUGUUGAGGUGGCGCACGAGUUACGAAAACUGUCAGAUGUGAUGUUGGAGCGAAUACUCAAUGCACCACGAAAUUCGGCAUAUAGGGAGUGGUGCUUGGAGACACACAAAAUAGUUCGUAAAGCCGUACAGUUGACUGAAUUAAACUAUGGGGCAUGGGAACCAUUGGUUCGGCGGUUGGCGGUCCAAGAGCGAGUAGUUGGUGAUCUUGUGCAAGAUACAGCGGCUGGACUAACACAAACUGAUAAUAUACAUCACAUCCUGCAUUAUAAUCUUAAAAUAUAG